AUGAACAUUUGUUUGAAUUCUUUAGCCAUUGUUGGUGGAAGUUCUGGUAUCGUUACGCUGUACUUUCAGUUUCCUUGUUGCUGGGUUUUUCGUUGGAUUUGCUGUUGUGGUGCUUCCACAUCUUAUUCUUGCUUUCACCUGGUGUUGAGGUGUUUGGUGGUGCCGGACUCGUCACCUUCAUACGUUUCGCCUAUCACUGGACUCACGGGUGGACGACUUUCACCUCAUGGAUUCGGGUUCUGUCUCGUCACUGCUCACGAUGGAUGA
Messenger RNA from Trichobilharzia regenti, 267 nucleotides. Lineage: Eukaryota; Metazoa; Platyhelminthes; Trematoda; Strigeidida; Schistosomatidae. The record is from the annotation of a GenBank genome assembly.